Molecule: messenger RNA, 768 nt
Organism: Nanorana parkeri
Lineage: Eukaryota; Metazoa; Chordata; Amphibia; Anura; Dicroglossidae
Gene: TNNT2
Product: troponin T2, cardiac type
Exons: 12
Coding region: 1-759 (252 amino acids)
Biological process (GO): cardiac muscle contraction; sarcomere organization; regulation of muscle contraction
Cellular component (GO): troponin complex
Molecular function (GO): troponin C binding; tropomyosin binding; troponin I binding
Source: RefSeq, a predicted model, not a curated record
AUGACCGGCACGACUACAGAGGCAAUCCGGGAUGUUCUGAUCCCCCCUGGAGAUGAAGAACAUGGAGAAGAAGAAUCAAAACCCAGACCCAAAAUUUUUAUGCCAAACUUGAUUCCUCUGAAAAUUCCAGAUGGAGAAAAAGUAGAUUUUGAUGACAUCCACAGAAAACGCAUGGAAAAGGAUCUUACAGAACUUCAGACACUUAUUGUAGCUCACUUUGAGAAUCGCAAAAAGGAGGAAGAAGAACUUUUGGCUUUGUCUGAUCGCAUGGAAAAAAGAAGAGCAGAACGAGCAGAACAGUUAAGGAUUCGAACAGAGAGAGAGAAGGAAAGGCAGGCCAGAGUAGCUGAAGAACGUGCUCGGAAGGAAGACGAGGAAAAUCGGAAAAGAGCAGAAGAAGAUGUCAAGAAAAAGAAGGCAUUUUCGAAUAUGCUCCACUUUGGAGGCUACCUUCAAAAAACAGAAAGAAGAGGAGGGAAAAAACAGACAGAGAGGGAAAAGAAAAAAAAGAUUUUAACUGAGAGAAGACAACCUCUUAACAUUGAGAAUAUGAAUCAAGAAAAACUGAAGGCAGAAGCUCAGUCUCUGUUUGACCGGAUAUAUCAACUGGAGGCUGAGAAAUUUGACUUUCAAGAAAAUUUCAAAAGGCAGAAGUAUGAGAUUAAUGUUCUGAUAAAUCGAGUCACUGACCACCAGAAGGUUAAAAGCGCUAAGGUUCCCAGAUCUGGCAAAGGAAUUCUAGGAGGAAGGUGGAAAUGAUCUGGAACA